UUGCGAAAUCAAAACAUUAGCAGUUGACGGGUUCUGACUGAAGACAUUGAGAGAGCGGCAAUCGAAACCUGAUAUAAUUGAGUUAUCUUCAGAUUGUGCGUGCUCAGAAGAAAAACUUGCUAAGAGAUAAAGAGAAAUUUGCAAUAUUCAAUGUUCCUAAGUGUAUUUGUUAUUUUUAAUCUUAACUUAAAUAUAUAUUUUUUUUCUGUAGAAGUAGAAUUCGCACAACUGUUCUCAGGAAUUUUUAUUAAGAUUUUAAGUUUUACGUAACUUUUACAUGCAUGACAUAUGGUUCCGCAUCAGCACUUUUAACAGAAAACCAUAGCAAAUCAAGAUUUGUUUUAAUAUUAAACAAACGACAUGGGUAUAUGCCUGCAGUUAAAACUGUUGCUAUGGAAAAAUUUUACGCUAAAGAAAAGGAAACCUAUUGUCUUAAUUUUUGAAUUAUUUAUUCCCUUGGUUUUAUUCUUCAUUCUACUGGGUAUAAGAAAGAAACAGCCAGCUUAUCCUGUAAAUGCAUCUCGCUUCCAAACAUAUCCAUUGCCUUCUGCUGGAGUUAUUGCUGUAAUGCAAGCAUUUUGUGAUAAUGGAGUUAGAGAUGAUGAUGGCUUUAUCAAUUUCCCUAAUAGUCCUAUUACUGAAUUUCUUUCAAAACUGAAUAAUAUUUCCCAGAAGAAUAAUUUUUUCCAACCUGAUUUCACUCCUAAUGAAAUGGAUGAAAUCCCUCUUAUAUAUAAAUCCAUCAUUGAAGAUCCUGUAGCAGUCCAUGAUAGUUUUGUGAAAGCAGCAGAAAUGCAAAUUGGAGAUUUGAUUAACAAUAGAAGCGAGUUUAUUGACAUGCUGACUUCAAUGUUUGCCUUGCCCAAUACUGACAUAGAAACUUUUUUGAAUUCUUCUCUUGUUCCUGAAAAGCUUUAUGUUUUAUUAUUUGGAAAGCUUCCUAAAGAAGAGACUGACAUCCAUUACAGACUGCCUUUAAUGCCAUCUUCUAAUAUUUUACCUGAAGACAAUCCUGAUAUUACUUUGUCAGUGAAGCCAGAUCUUACUAUUGUUGCAGAUGCUUUUACAUUUAAUAAUAUUGAGCAUCCGUCAUUGCAGCAUUUAUAUGAUUUAUUGGCAUAUCUUGAAAAGAAUAAAGAUAAAUUUACCGUUGUGUGGAGUGUCAUUGAAAGGAUGUUUGAUUCUCGAUUGAAUGUCACUGUUACAAAUGAUGACAUUGGUGCUAUUGCUGAAGAACUCAAAAAUAUCAUUCUCUCUCCUGCUGGACUAAGGGAAUUAAUGUGUCAAGAAAGUGGUUUACCCUCCGUAUUCAAGUAUGAGAAUGAAAUGAUAACCAAUAAAACUUUGGAACUUCAAGUUGCACUAUGCAGUAUGAAUGAAACUAUUAUGGCUGAUUUAUCUAAGAAAUUAAACAAAUUUUUAGAUGUGGAAAAGCUCAGAGAAACACUGCAUUUAGAUGACUGGAAUAUUACUGUUGCACAACAAAGACUUAAGAAGUUAUCAGAUGAUUUAAUAAAGUUCAAUGAAUUUGAGGUUGCUUUGAAACAGCUGAGUGAAAUAGCUUCAUCUUUGCCUCAAGAUGCCUGUCUUUCUCUGAAUGAUACUUCUACGAACAAUGAAACUUCAUUUGACAAUUCUGAAAAUAUAAACGAUCCGCCAAAAAAGGCUGCUCCUUCCAACCCACAAUAUGGUUUACUACGAAUUUGGCUGGGAAUGCAAAACACUAUUUGUGGAAAACAGGGAAACUUUCCAGCAAGCCUACCAGAUGAUGGAGAGGAAAUUGAUUUAGACAAACUUGGUAUGUCGAAAUAUCAGCAAGAGCAAAUUGGUAUUUUAGUUCAUGUUUUAUAUAGCAACCCAAAGGUGCUUUAUGCUCCUAAUAACACAGAUGCUGAUGAAAUCAUUAUAAAGGCUAAUGAGACUUUUGAAUUGCUGGCUACAGUAUCAGAAUAUGCUCAAAAAAUGUUAAACAUAUCAGAAGAAAUCAGGAUCUUUCUUGCUGAAAAUAGCACAGAUCAUUCAUUAUCAGUUUUAAAACAAAUACAUGAAAAUUUCCAGAAGUACCCUCUAUUUCUUCAGUUAUUCCACAGUUUAGAAUUAGAAGAAUUUGCUGCCAAUACUGUCAUUAUCAAUAAAGAUGUUUUCCUUGAGCAGCUGGAUUCCAUUGAUAAUGCUGCUUGCAGUUGGAUAUCUCUUAUGUCUGGACUCAGUCUCAAUAUGUUUCAAGGUUUUAGAACUGAAGAAGAUUUACUCGAUUAUUUCAAGCAUCAAGCAUAUUUUGAUAAUGUGACAGUUCUAGCCAGUGUCAUUUUUAACAUGACUGAAGAUGGUUCCAUGCCAAAUCAUAUGACUUACAAAAUUAGGCAGAAUGCUUCAUUUACAACAACAACUAAUCUAGUUCGCAGUCGAUUCUGGUUUCCUGGUCCACGAAAUUGGGGUUAUGGGUAUUAUCAAUUUGGUUUUGUCUGGAUUCAAGAUGUUUUGGAAAGGGCCAUGAUUAGUAUCUAUGCUGGCAGAGAUGUAACUGAACCUGGUAGCUUUAUACAUCAAUUUCCUUAUCCAUGUUACAUUCAAGACCAGUUUUUGUUUAUGAUAGAACAUGUUAUGCCAUUGUGCUUAGCAAUAUCUUGGGUUUAUUCUGUUGCAAUGCUGGUGCAAAAUAUUGUUUAUGAAAAAGAACAGAGGCUAAAAGAGGUAAUGAAAACUAUGGGUCUGAACAGUGCAGUUCACUGGCUGGCUUGGUUUAUUACAAGUUUCCUUCAAAUGUCUAUAACUGCUGCUUGCUUGACUGUUAUUUUAAAAUAUGGCCUGGUGCUAACUUACAGUAAUCCUGUUCUUAUAUUUCUCAUGCUGGAAAUUUUUGUUGUUGCAAAUAUUGCAUUUUCAUUUUUGGUUAGUGUUGUUUAUUCCAAAGCUAAAUUAGCAGCUGCUUGUGCAGGCAUAAUAUAUUUUCUGACCUAUGUGCCAUAUAUGUACAUAGCAGUUCGUGAAGAAGCUGCUCAUGACCAUAUUCCUGUAUGGUUGAAAAGUCUGGCUUCAUUAUUAUCUACUACAGCAUUUGGUCUUGGUGCUAAAUAUUUUGCAUUUUAUGAAGAAGUUGGAGUAGGUGUACAGUGGUCUAAUAUUGCCAUAUCACCAGUUGAGGAUGAUGAUUAUAGUCUUCUAAGUGUUGCCAUAAUGAUGAUGAUAGAUGCCAUAUUAUAUUCAACAUUAGUUUGGUACAUUGAAAAUGUACAUCCAGGUUCAUAUGGUUUGCCCAAACCUUGGUAUUUUCCAUUUACCAAGACUUACUGGCUUGGUAGUCUACGAGGAGAUACUGAUUGUAACUGCUUUAAUGAUUGUUGGCGUUUUAUCAAAAAACAUAAAAAAUGGGGUUUAUCUGUUAUUGAAGAUGAUCAAGCUCAUGCAAUGACAAACAGAACAACUGACACAAAGUAUUUUGAACCAGAUCCAUCUAAUCUUCCAUUAGGUGUUUGCAUUGAAAAUUUAGUAAAGGAAUAUAAAUCUGGAAAUAAGGUUGCAGUUAAUAGGCUUAGUUUAAAUUUAUAUGAAAAUCAGAUAACUUCCUUUCUUGGGCACAAUGGAGCUGGCAAGACAACUACAAUGUCUAUUUUGACUGGAUUAUUUCCUCCUUCUUCUGGUUAUGCUACUAUUUAUGGCCAUGAUAUUCGUACAGAAAUGGAUUUCAUUCGUCAGAGCAUGGGGAUGUGCCCUCAACAUAAUGUUUUAUUUGAAGAAUUGACAGUAGAAGAACAUUUAUGGUUUUAUGCGAGUCUGAAAGGAAGUGAUUUAGCUGAAGAAAUGGAUAAAAUGAUACAAGAUUUGAAUCUCCCAUUAAAACGUCACAGUAAAGUCAGUGUUUUGUCUGGUGGGAUGAAGAGGAAGUUGUCAGUUGCUAUAGCAUUUGUUGGAGGUUCUAGAGUUGUCAUUCUUGAUGAGCCUACAGCUGGUGUUGAUCCUUACUCUAGAAGAGCUAUUUGGGAUUUAAUACUUAAAUAUAAAAGUGGAAGGACAAUUCUGCUAUCAACUCAUCACAUGGAUGAAGCUGAUAUUCUGGGUGACCGUAUAGCUAUCAUUUGCAAUGGACAAUUAAGAUGCUGUGGUACACCUCUAUUUUUGAAAAACAAUUUGGGGGAUGGUUAUCAUUUGUAUAUAGUGAAAAAGGAAGUUGAAACUGAUUUAGAAAAAGUGAAUAUUCAAAACACUGUAUCAGCAUUCAUUACUAAGUACAUCAACUCAGCAUACUUGGCCUCAGAGAAUAAAAGGGAAUUACAUUAUGUAUUACCAAUUAGUGAGCUGCGAAAAGGAAAUUUUGAGAAAUUAUUUAGUGCCCUUGAAUCUAGUAUGGCAGACUUAGGUAUUGCAAGCUAUGGCAUAAAAAAUACAACUUUGGAAGAAGUUUUCUUGAAAGUCGCUGAAAAAGGUCUAAAAGAAGAUAUGUCUACAGUUAGUGAUAGCAGCCUGAAGCGAACAAACUCUAGUGGAUUUUAUGAUUCAGUUUCCCCUGACCCUGAGGAAGUAUCUCCUUCACACAAAUUGCAGGACACAAGUGUGGCUGAAGUGUCCAGUUCUGACCCCAUCAAUGGCUCAAUUGUUAAUUCUUCCAUUAGUAGUCGUAAACGAUCUGAUGACAGAAAAGCAGACUACUACCAACUUCCACCUAAUCGUGUUUCAAAAGAGCAACAGGAUAAUGUUGCUUCUUCAAAUCUGGGUCUUGAAGGAUGUGGCAGCUAUAAAGUUGAAGGCAAAAUGCUCCUUUUCCAGCAAUUCACAACCAUUCUUUUGAAAAGAUUUUAUUGUACAAAGCGUAAUUGGAAAGGCAUCUUUUCUCAAAUUCUGCUUCCAGCCUUCUUCGUCAGCAUAGCAAUGUCUGUUGCUUUGACAGCACCAAAAGUCGAAGAUCUCCCUCCACUUGUAUUAAGUCCUUCUCAGUAUUAUAACUAUACUCAACCUGAAGGAAAUGUAAUACCUUAUUCAAGAAACAGAUUAGACAUAGACCAUGUGGAAGACAGAUGGUCUAAAGAUGCAAAUUCCGAGCAAGUAUUUGCUACUCUCUACAUGCCAUCGGGUGUUGGUGCUACUUGUGUUUUUAAAUCUCCAUUUAACAACAGUUUUGAUGAGAAGAUGAAUUUUUCUGCUCGUAACUAUGACUUGCUCUCUGCUUUCUUUGAACCUUCCUGUGAAAGUGUUUUUAUGCCUGGACUUCCUCUGGACAAUUUUGUGCCUCCACCACCCACGAAUAGUCCUCAAAUGUUAAGCAAUCCAAAUAAUUUUACUGUGAUCAGAACUACAGAAUCUCCAUCAAAAUAUUACCCUAGUUGCCAUUGUUCUGAUGAUAAGACUGGUCAUGUAUGCAAUGAUCACUACACCGACCCACCAUCAUUUAAAGUUGUAACAAGUGACAUUUUACUUGAUAUUAGUGGACAAAAUGAGCACGAAUAUUACUUAUAUACUACUGGGUUAUAUAGAUUAAGGAGAUAUGGAGCAUUUUCCUUUGGCUUGGUGAGAGAUUAUGUUCCACAGAAUUUUGGAAAGAAUGCCCCACCCUUGUUUCGGAAGAUAGCAGUGCGAAAUAUUGCAAAAGUUUGGUAUAAUAAUAAAGGAUAUCAUGCUAUGCCUACCUAUGUUAAUAGUUUGAACAAUGCCAUUUUAAGAGCAAAUCUUCCCAAGUCCAAAGGAUAUCCUUCAGCUUAUGGUAUAACAGUAAUAAAUCAUCCUAUGACUGAUACUUCAUACUUGCUAUCAAAAGACCAAAUAUUACAAGGCACUGAUGUCCUUAUUGCCAUUUUUAUCAUUGUUGCGAUGUCUUUUGUGCCUGCCAGUUUUGUCUUGUUUCUUGUAUAUGAACGCUACACAAAAGCAAAGCAUUUACAGUUUGUUUCAGGUGUUGAUGCUAUUGUAUAUUGGGUUGCUAAUUAUUUCUGGGAUAUGUGCAGUUAUGUUGUUCCAGCCACCUGUUGUGUUCUAAUACUUUUGAUUUUUGACAUUCCUGCUUAUACAUCCCAUAAAAACUUUCCUGCUGUUGUGUCAUUAUUUUUAAUAUAUGGGUGGUCUAUUACCCCAGUGAUGUACCCAGUGUCAUUUUUAUUCAAAGAACCCAGCACUGCAUACAUUUUUCUCAUUGUCAUAAAUCUGUUUGUUGGAAUCACUUGUGUGGUUACAUCAUUUUUGUUGGAAGUUUUCUCAUAUGAUGCAUAUCUGGGAGAAGUACAUAAAAUGUUGAAGACCACAUUUCUUCUGUUUCCUAAUUAUUGUUUGGGUAGAGGAUUGAUGGAUAUUGCUUUCAAUGAGUAUCAGAACUUUUUCCUUUUUAAAACUGGUCAGUAUGAUAAAAUGAAAUCUCCAUUUGCUUGGGAUCUGGUGACAAGAAAUUUGGUAGCCAUGGCAUUUUCAGGACUUGCAUUUUUCUUCCUUACCCUGUUAUGUGAAUUUAAUUUCUUCAGAAAACCAAAAAACAUUCAAGUGCCUGUUUAUUCAUUAGAGAUUGAAGAUGAAGAUGUUUCAUUAGAAAGAAAGCGAGUUUUAACUGGUCAAGCAAAUUCAGAUGUUCUUCAUCUGAUUGAUUUAACAAAGGUUUAUAAUUCAAAAAAUAAGCGAAAAAAACUUAUUGCAGUAAACAAACUAUGUUUGGGUGUUCCUGAAGGAGAGUGUUUGGGUUUGUUGGGAGUUAAUGGAGCUGGAAAAUCCACAACUUUCAAGAUGUUAACUGGUGAUACUAAUGUUACAGCUGGUGAUGCAUUCCUGAAUGGAUUCAGCAUCCGGAAAGAUCUCCAUAAAGUACAACAAUUCAUUGGAUAUUGUCCACAAUUUGAUGCUCUUUAUGAUGAGUUGACUGCAAGGGAGCAUUUGAUUUUAUAUUCCAGAUUUCGUGGAAUACCUAUUAAAGAAGAAGAGAAGGUGAUUGAGUGGGCUUUGAAGAAAUUGGAUUUGGUCCACUAUGCUGAUCGAGUUACAGCAACUUAUAGUGGUGGAAAUAAAAGAAAACUCUCUACAGCUAUUGCUCUUUUGGGUGCACCUCGUGUCAUUUUCUUGGAUGAACCUACAACUGGCAUGGACCCUUAUACGAGACGAUUUCUGUGGAACUUGAUAAUUGAACUGGUACAAAGUGGUCGCUCUGUUGUAUUAACAUCACAUAGUAUGGAAGAAUGUGAAGCUUUAUGCACAAGACUUGCAAUAAUGGUUAAUGGCCACUUCAAAUGUCUGGGAAGCAUACAGCAUUUAAAAAAUAGAUUUGGAGAAGGUUAUUACAUUACGGUGCGAACUGUAAUGGGUGAACAUGAAACCAUUAAAAGAUGGUUUCGAAAAACGUUUACAGAUGCUAAAUUGAAGGAGCAGCAUUACAACUUACUGCAAUUUGAGCUUAAAUCAGGGUGCAUAUCACUAGCAUAUGUAUUUUCCAAGAUGGAGUCUGCCCUUCAAGACCUCCCCAUUGAGGAGUAUUCUGUCUGCCAGAAUACAUUAGAUAAUGUUUUUAUAAACUUUGUGAAGCAACAGUCAGAUGGAAUCCGAGACCCUUCACUGAAUCCUGCCUUUUUUCCCAUACUAUCUGAUUUAGAAGAAGUACUGGAUGAUUCACAUGAAAUGGCUUCUUCUAUAUCUAGAUCACAAGCAUGUGGUAUUACCUGUUCUGGGGUUGAACCAAUCGUUUAUUGUUGGGGACAAGGGACUUCAAUUUAAUUCAGACAAUCAUGUCAUUUUUUCCAUUGUUAUUUUUGUAGAGUCGCCUUGCCUUCAUUACUGAUCAGGAUUGUUGAUAUGCAGCAGCUGGUUACUCAACAAUCUGUUUGUUUAUUGCUAUAGCAAGAAAUGAAAUGCUUUUACUGUAUGGAUAAAAAUCUUCUACAAUGAUGUUGUUCAGGAAUUUUUCUUAUUUUAUUCCUAUAUAUUUGUUCUGCAUUUACACUGUGGUACAGAAGGAUUUUUUUUCUUGUUUGUUUCUUCCUCUUCAAAGAGAGAAUUACAGUUCCUUACUUGUUAUUGUGCUUCUGAGGUGCAAAGUCUUUCAUCGUUGUUUGUAUGUUUCUUUGCUUUAUUGCUUCUAGUUAUUCUUGUUAAAAGUUAUUUGUGAUUUUUGAUCUCAUACGUCCAAUGCAUAUAUACAGAGAAUUUGAUAUUUUCUCUGUGAAGAAUUUAUUAUUUUAUAUUUUUCAGAAUUAACAUCACAUGGACAAUUUAUACUGUCACUCUUAAUGAGUAUCCAAAUAAGUAACUAAUAAUCAAGUCAUUAGUUAAUAAUUUGAAUUAUUUUUUUAAAAAAAUCAUUGUAGCUACCUUUGAAAUGUUUAGUUAAAAUGUUAAUUGGUUGAUUUUUAAAACUUCUUUUGUAGAAAUGCAGAAGAAUAUUUAUUUGGAAUGUAUCUUAUUAUUUAUUUUUUCUUUAUUGAAGAAUUUAUUCUUCACUCUUUGUUAUUAAGCUUAGAAACGUCCUAAGAAGUAUGUUUAAGAAUGUGGAUUGAUUAUAAUUUCAAUAUGUUAGCAUUUCAGGUAGGAAUUGUGUAUAUAAAGCACAUUUUAUAUUUCUUGGUCAUCUCUCAAUCUUUUAAAGGGCACAAUAUAAACAUGGACCUUGGAUUUACUUAGUACAACUAAGAAAUAUUUUCUGCCUUAAUUUUUAUGUGUAGAAUCAGUUUUAGGUUUUUAAGUAUAAUGCUUUGCAUUUGAUGUAUGUACGUAUUUUUUCUGUACAGAAAAUGUUCCAGUGUACAUGACUGAAAAUUUUAUCUAAUAGUGUAUGCAUAUGUAAAUACGAAAUAUAUCUGUAGCACAACAGUCUGGCCUCAGAGGUAUUUAAAUGAAUAUUUUAAUUUUAUAUUUUUUUAACUACCUACACCUCUAGCAUAUCGAUCUUUAUGUUAAUUGUACAACCCAUGGUUUUAACAAUAGUACAAUGUGAAAAAUACUUUGUGUAACAUCAAAUGCAUGCUAGUAUAAAUCUACAGAUUUUCAAAACAAAUACAUGAUAGUUUAAUUUCUGAAUGUUUUUAUCUGUUGUUAACUAUCAAUGCAACUCUUCACUUUCUUACUUCAUUUGCUUCAUUUAAAUGUUGUUUUUCUUAAUUUUUAAUUGUCAUCAAGGUAUGAUAAAAAUAAGAUAAUCUGAUAAUUAAUGUUUUAAAAAUUUGAUAUUCUUUAAGUGAUAUACUUGUAGUUAAAAUAGGAACAUACAUGUUUCGGUUUAAUUCUAAAAAUCCUGCCAGUAUUUAAAUUUUAUUGCAUAUUUUUGUCCCUCAAAUCUACGACAUUUUUAACUAUCAUUUUAUUUAAAAGGAUGUAUUCUGAAAUUUUCUAUUCUGUAUUUAUUUUCUGGUGUGGGCUUAAACUACAAAAUAAAAUUACUGUAAAAGAAAUACUGCCAUAUAUGCUACAAUUGCCUCAAGAUAUAAGUGAUAAAAAACUGCAUAAAACGGAAGAUAAUUUUUUAAAAAUGUAAUAUAAAACAAUACUUUUCAAAUUUUUUUGCAAUUAAUUCUUGCUUAAGCAUAAAAUUUUUUAAGAUUUAAAAGAUAUUCAUUAAUAACUUUUUCAUUAGAAACUAACCUUUAUUUUCUAGUAAAAAUAUCAAAAUAGGUUUAAUUUUCUAAUAUCAUCUAUUCAUAUCCCAGUUAGGUUCAUGAAAUCAUGUUUGAUAGUAAAAGAAAUGUGUACAAAUUAGCUUUAAAUAAAUAGAUUUGAGGAAGAGAUAUGUAGCAACAUAUUUUUUAUGAGGUUUGUAGUUUCUUCCAUUUGAUCUUACGGUAUUAAAUUAUUAAAAUGCACUUCAGUGUACUACAUACAUCAACAAAUUAAAUUGUUAGGAUGCAUGUACAAACUGUUCCACUAUUGAAAGCAUUGUAGGUUUUUUUUCUUUCUUUCUUUCUAAUUUAAGCAAACAUCAAUGGCAAUAUGUAUUUUCUUCUCUUUCUAAACCUGAUUCCCCCCACCCCUGAUUUAUAUAUUUUAAGAAAUAUUUUCUUUUUAAAUCAAGUACUGUUUCAAAUGUAACUUGUAAAAAUAAUCUCAAUUUCAUAUCCUUAAUAAUCUUUUUUUUUUUAAUUGAAAUAACUAUCUUUUUUUAUACUCAGCACGACUUUUGUAAUAACAGAUUCUAUAAUGUCUUUUAUAAAACUUCCUCUGUGCUGUUGUUAAAUUCAGUUGAUUAUAUUCCAUUACUUCCAAAUCAAAAGAAACUUCCAUAAAUCAUAAUUUUAAAAUUUAUUUUCCAAGUUUAAUAAUUGGUAUAAGUUGGGCAAAAUGCCAUAUUUUUCAUUGCUUUAGCA
Molecule: messenger RNA, 10256 nt
Organism: Argiope bruennichi
Lineage: Eukaryota; Metazoa; Arthropoda; Arachnida; Araneae; Araneidae
Product: ATP-binding cassette sub-family A member 2-like
Exons: 51
Coding region: 361-7677 (2438 amino acids)
Biological process (GO): transmembrane transport; lipid transport
Cellular component (GO): membrane; intracellular membrane-bounded organelle
Molecular function (GO): ABC-type transporter activity; lipid carrier activity; ATP hydrolysis activity
Source: RefSeq, a predicted model, not a curated record